CAGGAGUGUAAUGCGACGUUCGGUGCUUGCUGGUACUAUCUGGUGCGGUGCUCAUGGGGGAUUGACUCUGUACUGUGGGCGUCGAUCGGUGAUGGUGCCAACUACUGAUCUGGGCCAACCAUGUGAACUUGAUGAACUCACACUGGCCUCUUCCUCGGUCAUGACGAUAAGAAUUUAACAUUUUGUGCCAUGGCGAUGUUUAUGCCUAUGUCCUGGCCGACGCCGCGACGCUUACGAUACGCCGACAUGGACGGAAGGUUGCGGAACGGGCCCGGCUCCAACAUAACCCUUACC
Messenger RNA from Cutaneotrichosporon oleaginosum, 294 nucleotides. RefSeq lists its product as uncharacterized. The record is from RefSeq and is a predicted model, not a curated record. Lineage: Eukaryota; Fungi; Basidiomycota; Tremellomycetes; Trichosporonales; Trichosporonaceae.